This is a messenger RNA of Armigeres subalbatus, 1996 nucleotides long. RefSeq names its product calcium-independent phospholipase A2-gamma-like. The coding region runs from base 178 to 1593 and encodes 471 amino acids. The record is from RefSeq and is a predicted model, not a curated record. Gene Ontology annotation, cellular component: membrane. The transcript is spliced from 6 exons. NCBI's taxonomy places the organism in Eukaryota, Metazoa, Arthropoda, Insecta, Diptera, Culicidae. Gene Ontology annotation, biological process: arachidonate metabolic process.
UUGUGUUCACUCCCCAUGGCACCACGCAUUUAGAUAGUGGCGUGAUCUGAGCUAUGUUGUGAGUCUUCUAUUUCUUAUUCUUUAAGUUGAAAAUUUCUGCGUUCGCUGCGUAGCUACUAAAAAUAAUGUAUUGUGCAUCAAAUUCUCCGCUAUUAUAGUGCUGAUAAGUGGUAAAACAUGAGCAGCUGGAAAUCAAUUGGUAGUAGACUGCCAAUAGUUGCCACUAGAUUGUUCCCUACUGUAGAGGCAUGGAGUGUCCCAGAGAGUUUUCCGAAACAGCAAACGCGCUCGAAUCAAUCACAAACGCGUCAUGCCCUGAUGGAUCUGCGUCGCAAGGCGAUACCAGUUGAGCGUCAGCGACAGGUUCUCCAUGAAUUGGUGGACAAGUUGGAACGAUCACCAGAUGAGAAGAAAUUUGCCAUCCAUGAAGGAGCCAUUGAGUUGCUCAAAGAACUUCAGUAUUCCCCCGAUAAGGUAAUUGUGGAACAUGCCCGACUAGGAUUAGCUCUGCUAGGGUACGUUCCGCCGCUACCCAGUCGAGGAAUCCGAAUCCUAAGCGUCGAUGGAGGCGGCAUACGAGGACUUAUCGUGGCUGAGCUGCUCAGGCGGAUUGAGAAAAUGACUGGAAAAAAGAUAUUUGAGCUGUUCGACUUGGUUUGUGGGGUAUCGACAGGAGCCAUUCUCUUAUGUGCUUUACUGUCGGAAAAAAAUCUCACCCUUGAUGAAAGCAUAGUCCUCUACAAGAAAUUAAGCCAUAGAAUGUUCCACCGGCCAUCCACGUUGGAUAAACUAACCGGUGCAUCACGUAUAGUGUUAUCACAUGCAUACUAUGAUAUUGAAUUGUGGGAAAGUUUACUGAAACAGCACCUAGGAUAUCGUCGAAUAAUAGACACUUCAAAGUUACCCAAUGUUCCCAAGUUUUGCUUUGUAUCGAACACGAUCUGCGAGGAGCACAUAGAAGCGCACGUAUUUCGAAACUACACCUUUCCGCUGGACUCACAUUCGGUCUACUCGGGCAGUCAUACGGCGCGCAUUUGGGAGGUAGUGCGUGCGUCCUCGGCAGCGCCAGCCUAUUUCGGCGACUUCCAGCUGGACGGGCAACUGCAUCAGGAUGGCGGAAUAUUGUAUAACAAUCCGACGGCGGUGGCCAUCCAUGAAGCGAAAUGUUUAUGGCCGAACGAGCCGAUACAUUGUGUCGUGUCGUUCGGAACGGGACGGACCCGUACGAGAGACUGGAAGGAUGGCCAGAAGAUCAUCAGCAAAAACAUCAUCGAGCAAACGUCGCUGUCUAGUUCGUGGAAGACGAAAUUUUUAAGGAUUCUGGACUCGGCGACUGAUACGGAAGCGACCCACACCAUGCUGAGUGACCUGUUGCCACCGGGGCGCUAUUUCCGCUUCAAUCCGUACCUCACCGAAUUCCUCUCCAUGGUGGAGGUGCGUCCGGAGAAGAUCGCCCAGCUCGAGCGCGACACGGCCGAGUACUUCGCCCGCAACGAGGACAAGUUCGAGCUGGUUUCACAUCUGCUAACCCGCAAACGAAGUGUCCUCCUCAAGGCGUACGAUGCCAUAGCGCGCGCUACCUUCGGUGGAUAAACUCUGCCGCUUUUGUUCAUUCUCAGGUUCCACGUACUCUCGUGCCAGAUCAGAAGUACGGUCUUGUUUAUUGUUAGGAAGUCGUGUCAGUUAUUAAGCUCCAAAGAUUAAGUAAGAAUUUUGCUACAAACAGUAUCUCCGUACGAAGCGCCAAGCGAACAUAGAGACAGGUUCAUUUUUCAAUGACGGCUCAUUUGAUUUCGAUGAACUUUAUUUUUACCGCCGUAUUAUGGGUAAUUAGCUUAUACACGCCUGGUUUUGUUAGUCAUGGACUAAAGAGUUUGUUUACGCUGUGAUUUAUGUUACCGAGCCGGACUAUCCGGUCGAAGUAGAUAUAUUUCUUCCCACGUUAUAAGAAGCAAGGUUACACGAAUAAACAAACGUUUUUCAAACGAAGAAAAAA